UUAUUUGGGAUGAGGAGAUGCGGUCGAUGUCAAGCGACGAUACUCUCUUCGGAGCUGGUGAUGAGAGCCAGGGAAAUGGUCUUCCACGUGCACUGCUUCUCGUGUGCGGUGUGCAAUUCGCCGUUGACGAAGGGCGACCACUUCGGGAUGAAGAACGGCGCCGUCCUCUGCCGGUUGCACUUCGAGAUGGCUCUCGCGGAGCAACCGACGCCCCCGCAUCACCAUCAUCAUCACCAUCCACAUCACCAUCAUCAUCCGGCGAUGUUCGGGGUACCUGCAGGUGGAGGAGGCGGUGUCGGAGGUGGUGGUGGAGGUGGCGUCGUUCCGCCUCCAUCGUCAGUGCAUUACCCGCACCCUCCGCCCUUCCCGAGUCCCGACUUCCAUCACAACAAUCCGCAUCAUCCCCAUCACCAUCACCACCAUCACGCGGUAACCCCGGUACCAGCGCCGUCGACGCCCACCGAAACGAAGGUGCCCUUCUUCAACGGUGCCCCAUCGACGCCUCGCCAAAAGGGCAGGCCGCGGAAACGGAAACCCAAAGAUCUCGAAGCCAUGACUGCCAAUUUAGAUUUAAAUUCGGACUAUCUGGACAUGUCGUUCGGUCGGUCGCCGGGAACGCCCGGGAUGCCCGGCUCCAACCAGAGGACGAAGAGGAUGCGCACCUCCUUCAAGCAUCACCAGCUCAGGACGAUGAAGUCCUACUUCGCUAUCAACCACAAUCCAGACGCCAAGGACCUCAAGCAGCUCUCGCAGAAAACCGGACUUCCGAAACGAGUACUCCAGGUUUGGUUCCAGAACGCCCGUGCGAAAUGGAGACGGAUGAUGCUGAAGCAGGAGGGCAAAGGCGGAGACAAGUGCUCCGGGUCGGACGGUCUGAGCGACCUGGACCUUUACCCGGGACCCGGAUCGAUGGGCGUCCAAUCGCUGGGUCCGCACAGUCCCCAGUUCAUGAUGCCCCCCGGCAGCCCCAAUUCACUAGACUGCUCGUGAGCUAUACGUACUUAACUAACAACAGUUUCCAGGCAACAAUACCAACAACAAUAAGAACUACAAACAAAAAAAUAAACGAAAACCCACGUCGACCACCACCAACACCCGCGCAAACAAAAGAAUGUAUGUAAAUAAUUGUUAUCCCCAUGAAAAUAUUAUAAAACUGUACACAGUAGGAUCACACACAUCAAUAGAUUCAAUUAGAUAAAAACACAUUUUAACUCCAUCUAUUAAUCUUUCAAAAUUGUUGACAACUUGAUUUUCAACGUUUAUCAAC
This is a messenger RNA of Nicrophorus vespilloides, 1267 nucleotides long. RefSeq names its product LIM/homeobox protein Lhx2-like. The record is from RefSeq and is a predicted model, not a curated record. The transcript has 3 exons. Bases 10 to 990 code for a protein of 326 amino acids. Gene Ontology annotation, biological process: regulation of transcription by RNA polymerase II; neuron differentiation. Gene Ontology annotation, molecular function: RNA polymerase II transcription regulatory region sequence-specific DNA binding; DNA-binding transcription factor activity, RNA polymerase II-specific. NCBI's taxonomy places the organism in Eukaryota, Metazoa, Arthropoda, Insecta, Coleoptera, Silphidae. Gene Ontology annotation, cellular component: nucleus.